Molecule: messenger RNA, 1708 nt
Organism: Oncorhynchus keta (chum salmon)
Lineage: Eukaryota; Metazoa; Chordata; Actinopteri; Salmoniformes; Salmonidae
Exons: 11
Coding region: 28-1641 (537 amino acids)
Source: RefSeq, a predicted model, not a curated record
GAGGUAACAGAACUGACUGUCUCCUAUAUGGAUAUAAACAGAGUGGAGGUAACAGAACUGACUGUCUCCUAUAUGGAUAUAAACAGAGUGGAGGUAACAGAACUGACUGUCUCCUAUAUGGAUAUAAACAGAGUGGAGGUAACAGAACUGACUGUCUCCAAUAUGGAUAUAAACAGAGUGGAGGUAACAGAACUGACUGUCUCCUAUAUGGAUAUAAACAGAGUGGAGGUAACAGAACUGACUGUCUCCUAUAUGGAUAUAAACAGAGUGGAGGUAACAGAACUGACUGUCUCCAAUAUGGAUAUAAACAGAGUGGAGGUAACAGAACUGACUGUCUCCUAUAUGGAUAUAAACAGAGUGGAGGUAACAGAACUGACCGUCUCCUAUAUGGAUAUAAACAGAGUGGAGGUAACAGAACUGACUGUCUCCUAUAUGGAUAUAAACAGAGUGGAGGUAACAGAACUGACUGUCUCCAAUAUGGAUAUAAACAGAGUGGAGGUAACAGAACUGACUGUCUCCUAUAUGGAUAUAAACAGAGUGGAGGUAACAGAACUGACUGUCUCCUAUAUGGAUAUAAACAGAGUGGAGGUAACAGAACUGACUGUCUCCAAUAUGGAUAUAAACAGAGUGGAGGUAACAGAACUGACUGUCUCCUAUAUGGAUAUAAACAGAGUGGAGGUAACAGAACUGACCGUCUCCUAUAUGGAUAUAAACAGAGUGGAGGUAACAGAACUGACUGUCUCCUAUAUGGAUAUAAACAGAGUGGAGGUAACAGAACUGACUGUCUCCUAUAUGGAUAUAAACAGAGUGGAGGUAACAGAACUGACCGUCUCCUAUAUGGAUAUAAACAGAGUGGAGGUAACAGAACUGACUGUCUCCUAUAUGGAUAUAAACAGAGUGGAGGUAACAGAACUGACUGUCUCCUAUAUGGAUAUAAACAGAGUGGAGGUAACAGAACUGACCGUCUCCUAUAUGGAUAUAAACAGAGUGGAGGUAACAGAACUGACUGUCUCCUAUAUGGAUAUAAACAGAGUGGAGGUAACAGAACUGACCGUCUCCUAUAUGGAUAUAAACAGAGUGGAGGUAACAGAACUGACUGUCUCCUAUAUGGAUAUAAACAGAGUGGAGGUAACAGAACUGACCGUCUCCUAUAUGGAUAUAAACAGAGUGGAGGUAACAGAACUGACUGUCUCCUAUAUGGAUAUAAACAGAGUGGAGGUAACAGAACUGACCGUCUCCUAUAUGGAUAUAAACAGAGUGGAGGUAACAGAACUGACUGUCUCCUAUAUGGAUAUAAACAGAGUGGAGGUAACAGAACUGACUGUCUCCUAUAUGGAUAUAAACAGAGUGGAGGUAACAGAACUGACCGUCUCCUAUAUGGAUAUAAACAGAGUGGAGGUAACAGAACUGACCGUCUCCUAUAUGGAUAUAAACAGAGUGGAGGUAACAGAACUGACUGUCUCCUAUAUGGAUAUAAACAGAGUGGAGGUAACAGAACUGACCGUCUCCAAUAUGGAUAUAAACAGAGUGGAGGUAACAGAACUGACUGUCUCCUAUAUGGAUAUAAACAGAGUGGAGGUAACAGAGAACUCAAAGCCAAUCAGUGAAAGCAGAAAUCAACAGGAAAUGGAGAGGGAAUGAAACAACCACAUACUCAUCCUUUCUCUCCUUUCUCUCAUCCUUUCUCUCCUUGUCCUCUUCUUCCUCU